Messenger RNA from Anisakis simplex (herring worm), 684 nucleotides. Lineage: Eukaryota; Metazoa; Nematoda; Chromadorea; Rhabditida; Anisakidae. The record is from the annotation of a GenBank genome assembly.
AUGUGCGGUGAAAGAGUGAUUAGGUUUUCGUUAAAAGUUCUACAGUUUUUAAUUUCCGGAUUUGUUGUCUAUUGUCUGUUUCGAACUGGACCACAUUGGAUGUUGACACUGGCUUGUUUAAUUGUGCCACCUUUUGGGAUUUAUUUGAUGCUGAAAUCACCUGAUCAAACCAAACAUAAGUUACCACAUCGCAUNGCACUCAUUUUAUUUUAUGCGUUCUUUAAGUUAUUACCUCAGAAUGUGUAUCUUCUAUUUGCUGGAAUUGCAUCGCUCGUGAUCACUUGCUUAUAUUUGAUCAAUGCUUUCGUAUCGGUCAGUCAGUUGAGGAGUGGUACUGUCGACUUUUCGACUUCCAUACUGAAAUCUCGAGUGGGGCUACCAAAAGUUGAGAAUUUCUUCUCGAAAGGUUCAUCAGUGACACCAACGUCAACUGAGCCAACGACGAAAACCACUCCAGAUGAACUAAUUAUUCAAGUGGAUCAAUCCAAUAUGGUCAACACAAAUCGACCAAUGGAUAAUCCCACAUCACUUAACUAUCAGUCAAGCAAUUUUUCAUUCAGCACCUUCGAAAGUCCCUCAAACAAGCCACAACAGACAAGUACAUUUACCAAACCAAAGGUUUCCAUAUUAUUUGCAUUAAAUUUUGUUCUGACUGUAAGCAUAAUUGAAGCCAUCGAUAAGUGA